AUGGACCCAACCGCCCCGGGCAGCAGCAUCAGCUCCCUGCCUCUGUUCCUGGCCCUUGCCCUUGGUCUUGCAGCUGUUCAUUGCGUGGUGGCAGAUGGGAACACAACCAGAACACCUGGAACCAAUAGCUCUCUCUGUGGAGUAUCUGGGGGAAACUGCACAGUUCCAGGUACAACUCCUAGACAGAAAUUGAAAACCCACUUCUCUCGGUGUCCCAAGCAAUACAAGCAUUACUGCAUCCAUGGGAGAUGCCGCUUCGUGGCGGACGAGCAAACCCCCUCCUGCAUCUGUGAGAAAGGCUACUUUGGGGCACGAUGUGAGCGCGUAGACUUGUUUUACCUCCAGCAAGACAGAGGGCAGAUACUGGUCAUCUGCUUGAUUGUGGUCAUGGUGGUAUUCAUCAUUUUGGUCAUCGGUGUCUGCACCUGCUGUCAUCCUCUUCGGAGACAUCGUAAAAAAAGGAAGGAAGAGAACAGGGAAACUCUGGGUAAAGACAAAACUCCCAUAAGUGAAGAUAUUCAAGAGACCAAUAUUGCCUAAUGGUUGUACAGUUACAGCAAGCCAGUGGCAAACUACAAAACACCUUACUCAUUGCAAAUGGACAGGACAUGUCUCAGGAAAACAGCUAG
This is a messenger RNA of Phodopus roborovskii (desert hamster), 629 nucleotides long. It is a transcript of the gene Btc, whose product is annotated as betacellulin. Gene Ontology annotation, biological process: positive regulation of cell population proliferation; positive regulation of mitotic nuclear division; epidermal growth factor receptor signaling pathway. The transcript is spliced from 6 exons. The coding region runs from base 1 to 540 and encodes 179 amino acids. Lineage: Eukaryota; Metazoa; Chordata; Mammalia; Rodentia; Cricetidae. The record is from RefSeq and is a predicted model, not a curated record.